Molecule: messenger RNA, 1569 nt
Organism: Guillardia theta CCMP2712
Lineage: Eukaryota; Cryptophyceae; Pyrenomonadales; Geminigeraceae
Exons: 2
Biological process (GO): monoatomic anion transport; transmembrane transport; monoatomic ion homeostasis
Cellular component (GO): plasma membrane
Molecular function (GO): solute:inorganic anion antiporter activity
Source: RefSeq, a predicted model, not a curated record
CCGUUUGCGGGCAUAUUACAUGACCUUCGUUCUCGUGCGCCUUUCUACCUCUCGGAUUGGGUAGACGGGCUCAAGGAAAACAUAACGAUCCUCGCUCCUUCCACGUACAUCUUCUUUGCCAGCAUCAUCCCCGCCCUCACCUUCGGUGAGCAAUUGGACGAUUAUACAGAGGGGGCCCUCAACGGCGUUCAUGUGAUCCUGGCAACGGCUGUCUGCGGGGCGAUCCAGUCGAUCCUGGGCGGCCAGCCGUUGCUCAUCGUGGGAGUGGCGGAGCCGAUUGUACUCGUCUAUGGCUACAUGUACAAGAUCGCAAAGACUGCAAAUAUCCCCUUCGUACCAUGGGCAUCAGCGACUCUGUUCUGGGUCGCGAUCAUGCUGGCAGGGUUGGCCGCGAUCAACUCUUGCUCCUACAUCAACCAUUUUUCACGCUUCUCGGGAGAACUGUUCGGUCUACUCAUUGCCACUCUGUUCUUCCAAGAAGCGAUCAAAGGGCUCUACUCCGAAUUUCACCCGCUGGGUUCCGUUGUCCACAGCAGCAGCAGCAUGCAGACAGAGUCGCGGAUCUGGUUAAUGUUCAAUGGCUCCUUCUCCAUCGUCCUCGCUGGAGGCCUGCUCUUCACUUCGCUUGCCAGCAUCUCGAUGCGGCAUACUGUCUACUUCCGACGAGUGCUCCGGCAUUUUAUCUCGGACUAUGGCACCGCUCUGGCCGUGCUGCUCUGGACUCUCGUCUCCUACAUCCCUAAGGGAGUCCCGGACGGGAUCCCCCGACGCCUCCUGAUCCCCAACGCGCUCGACGGAUCUCCCAACUACACUGUGCUGAGUCGCAUGCAAGAGCUGGAAGGAUGGCACUGGGCGGCGGCUCUGAUCCCGGCGGUCAUCAUCGCGGUCCUCUUCUUCUUCGAUCACAACGUCAGCAGCCAGCUGGCUCAGAAUGUCAUGGACCUCAAGAAGCCUCCUGCGUACCACUGGGACUUCUUGCUACUGGCCAUCAUGACUCUGAUCUGCGGUCUCCUCGGCAUCCCCCCGGUCAACGGGGUCAUCCCCCAAGCCCCCAUGCACGCGCGGGCCAACCGGAAGUGGUUCAAGGAGAAGCACGUGGAGAAAGGGACGGCGGGGCAACCGGGCGAGGAGAAGAUUCACUUGAGGGCGGAGAUAGUGGAGAACAGGGUGUCAAACCUGAUCCAGUCUAUCCUCUGCGGGAUCUGCCUCCCACUGACCUUCAUUAUCCAAAAGAUACCCCGCUCUGUCCUCUGGGGGUUCUUUGCCUUCAUGGCCAUCGAGGGGCUGCCGGGCAACCAGUUUUUCGAGAGGCUCCUCCUCUUCCUGACUGACAGGAAGCAAGUCUUCCGCCUGCGCUCGGGGCAUCACCCUUCCUUCCUGGACAAGGUGCCGAUGAAGACGAUCCAGAAGUUCACCUUGAUGCAGCUGGUGUUCCUCCUCAUCUGCUACGGGAUCACGUGGGCUGGCAUCGCCGGCAUCUCGUUCCCUCUCUUCAUCAUGAUCAUCGUCCCUGCCCGCCAGAAGCUGUUCCCGAAGUUCUUCCGCGACGAGGACCUGCAGCAUCUGGAC